AAUCACAAUAAUUUAUUGGGAUACCUGCUUCAAACCUGUUGAAAUUUUGUACCCAACAAACUUAAAUGUUGUAGUUGUUGAUGUAAGGGAAAUAAACUGAUUUGUCUGAGUAUUUGUGUCUGCUUAUUGGAAUAAUUUUAGGUUGUUUGUAUAUUUUUAUUAUUAAUGCAGUGACAAAAUGGCGGAAAAAGAACAAGUAAUUCAAGCCCUACGUGCAACAUUACUAUCAGUCAAAGGUGCACUAACUCUGAAACAGUGUAAUCGUGAUUAUAAAGAACUACAAGGAGAAUGGAUACCAUUCAAAAAAUUGGGCUAUCCGUCAUUAGAAAAGCUUUUUUUGGAUGUGUCAGGUUUUAAAGUAUCCCAAGUUAACGGGGAAUGGUAUGUAGAUGCAAUAGCUAGUCAAGAGACCCAACAUAUUGCUGCUAUGGUAGCUCGUCAAAAACCAAGCAAAAAGUCAGGCUCUAAAGUAAAUUACUUGAAUCGAUUACCAAAAAAGCAAGGAAUAUGGAGGAAGCCAGCUUCAAACAAUACAUUAAAUUAUGGAAGUCAGUAUUCCAAUCAGUACUAUAGAGCAAAAAGUGGAGCACCACUUAAUAACAACUCUUACAACAACUACAAGAAUGUCAAACAUAACAACACACAUAAAACGAUCGAAACGAAAAAUAAUAGUACAAUUCCGAAACAGCCAACGAAAACAGCAACGACUGAAUACUCAGAAAAUACCGCAACGAAAAGUUCUGCUCAGCUUCCACAAUUACGAAGUCAUAGCUCUGUUUCUGAAGAGCAUAAACAAUCUGCACGAACAGGCAAAGACAUUGAAAAUAAAAGUAGCGGAAAAGUUUCUGCGUCACAGAGGCUCUCGAAUUUACGGGAUCGUCUUAGCACUGUUGAUCUGAUACCUCUACAAUUGCCAGCAGCUAAUAAUGAAAUUGUUCAAAACAACAGUGACCCGGUAACGAAUGUGGUGCCGGCCCAUAAAUUGGAGGCUCCCCCAGACUGUACGUCCUCAGUAGCGAAACUUGAGUGGACAUGUAGAAAGCUAGGCCUCCCGUCUCCCGUGUACAAAGUGCAGAAUAUUGGACCGAAACGGGGCCCUGCCAGCUACGACAGCACGGUGAAAGUCGGCGCGUCAUACGUCGCGAUGUCUUAUCCGAAUUCUUCGCCUUCCGAAGAACUGGCAAAAGAAGUGGCAGCCGUAAAAUUACUUGAACUAUUGGAAAGUUCUGAAACUGAAGGAGUACCCACUUCGUCACCAACCAAAGCUAUGUCAUCCCUCGUUGACCUUGUGUCGGAACAUGAAGCUGGACUUUGGGCUAGUACUGUACCUUUUCUUUACAGAAAAAAAUAUGGCGAAAAUUUGCCUACUGACUGGCAAGAUCUUGUGGAAAAUUGUCCUUUCAUCGUGAUAGAUAGGGUUGCUAACGGACUCUCAGUUCUUCUUCUCGCCAAAGAGGGAUCAUUACCAUUACCCGUGGACACGAGUGUGUUCGAUGAAGCCAUCGAAAGUGACCUGCCACCGUUACAAUUUCCCGAGGACGAUUUUUGGAACGUUUUCAUCACGGUCGCUAAUUCUACGUUAGAAAUUUGGUUACGAAUAAUAGGACCUCAAUAUAGUGAUGCUUUUGAAACACUCCUAGCAGAUAUGGCAAAAUACUACGAUAGCUCUGGCACUGCAGUUGACAAAUCUAUGAUUAUAAGAGACGCUUGGUAUGCGGUCAAUUUGGACGACGGCGGCUGGCAACGAGCCAAAAUAAUGGACUUCGAUGAAGAAACAGCCUCCGUAUUUUUAGGAGACCACGGAGACGACGACGUCGUGGCUUUAAAUAAAAUUAGAAUUCUAGAUUCUAAAUUCAGGAAAUUACCCCCGCAGGCGAUCCUUUGCCGACUGGAAGGCGUGGAGGAGCUGGCGGCGAGCGCGGCGGCGGCGGAGCUGGUGCGGCGCCGACUGCCCGGGGAGGUGCUCGUGGCGGCGCCCGGCGCCCGCACCGACCCCACCGACCCCUCCAUCGCGCUCGUGCUCUACGACACCUCCACGCAGCGCGACCUCAACCUCAACAAGGAGAUCGUGCACGACUUCUGCAUUUCCGGCGCCUUUUCAAUCACGCAGAAGCCGUGCGAGGUGGAGGUGAAGUGCGUGACGGAGGAGGGGCGCGUGUGGGUGUCGGCGGCGGGCGGCGCGGACACGGUGCGGGCCGCGCUGGCGCUGCUCACGGCGGGCCCGUACCGCCGCCAGCUGCCCGCCGCGCCCUUCGCGCCCUCGCCCAACGCCGCCACGCUCUACAUCGUGCGCACGCUCGCCGGCGACUGGGUUCGCUGCACUAUUAUAAGCGGCCUGGACGGCGAGGGCACAGUGCGAACGCAACUCGUCGACAGCGGCCUUAUCCUGCGGGCUCCCCUGUCGUCGUUGGUUCCCUUGCAGACCUUUUCGCCGGCUCUCAACGCCUAUCCAUUUCAGGCGAUGUUGGUCCGCCUGGGCCACGCCGAGCGCGCGGCGGCCGCCAUGGUGAGCCGGCUGCGCGAGCUGGUGCUGGACCAGCGCGUGCUGUGCCGAGCGCUCCCCGGCACGGGCGCCGCGUCGUCCGCGCCGCACGUCGAACUGUUCGUCCGCACGGAGCCGCAGAACAUGCUCGCCUCCGUCAACAACGACAUCUUUAUGGAGCACGAGUACCUAAACCAGGACAAGGUGAAAGAGCAGAAGAAGGACACCCCGAAUCCCGUAGAGGCGUUAAAUAAAAAGAAGGAGCGCUUAUACCGGACCGCUAGUGGUGCGGACGAGCGGCCGGAGCGCGCCGCCCUGCCGCCCCCCACCCUGCCCUCCCCCGGACAGUGCUUUGACGUCUACGUGGCGAUGGCCGCCAAUCCCUGGAAUUUUGUGGUUCAACCGAACAGUACGAGACACAUGCUACAAACUAUGAUGUCUUCAUUGCAAAUUGAAUGUCCGAAGCUAUCGCAGACAGACGCGCCCCUUAAACCGGCCAAUGGGGAGCUGUACACGGUGUAUUAUGCAAAAGAUUUAUCGUGGUACAGAGUGACAGUGGCGGGAUCUGUGUCGUCGGAGAUAGUGUCAGUGUAUUUUUGCGACUACGGCGACCUGGCGCUGUUCGAAAUCCAAGCGCUGCGUCCGGUGCCUCCUACCGUGCCGCUAGCCCGCACGUUGCCCCCGCAGGCCAUCAAGGCGCGUCUCUACGACGUAUUGCCACUACACCAAGACUGGGCAGUAGAAGAUUGCAUUAGAUUUCAGGAACUGUGCGUAGAUCAGCAAUACGUAGGUAUCUGCAAAGAUGUAGGCAAAGAUCCAUUAAACACAAACGAGCCCUUGUUAACUUUAGAACUUAUUGAUACGUCCACUGAUGAGGAUGUUUAUUUAAACAAACAAUUAGUGUCCGAAGGAAGGGCUAGACUGGCGUCAGCAACCUAGUUGUGAAUGUUCCUAGUGCUAAUAACAUUAUUAACCGAAAAUUUCAGAAUGUAACUUUCAGUCAAUUGCAUGAUUUGAACGUACUUAACAAGUAUUAAAAACAAACUUUCUUUUGCACAAAAAUUAUAUUAAAAUAACCAUAGUUUUGCACAAUUCAUCAAUCCUGUUACAUUCUGUUAUAAAAAUGGUUGUUGUGUUGUUUAUUGCUGUUGUGUUUUAUAUAAACGAAAGACUUUGUGAUAUAAUCUGAUAUUUAAUAUUUUUUAAUAAUUUUGUACAUGACAUUGAUCUUUAUUUAAAACGAGACAAUUGCAUUCAUGCUGUACUGAGUUAACAACAUUAUAAAAAAUUUAAUUUUGUCGACCCCAAAAUUUCAAUAUUGUACUCGUAGUCUAGAACAGACGUAAAGGCGAUAUAUCAAGAUUGUUUUUGCUCAAAUAUAAAAUGUGGAUACAGAUGAAUCUGAUGUCGAAAUUGAAUACAAUAUUUUCAACAGAUUUUAUCGUAGAUGUAGAUAUAUUUGUUACAUUCGUUUGAUUACAUUCCGUGAUUAAGAUAAUGCCAUUAAUAAUGAAGUAUCAUCUCGGUUGGUAUUUUUUAACUACGAUAAAACUGUUUAGAGAAUUGUAUUAACUGCCUUUUAUAUAAGCAAUACUUAGUUGUAGGGAUUUUCAAUUGAGAGCAUUUUUGUUAUAUGUUACCAAAAACUGCUGAUAAAGUGGGAUUAAAAAUAUUAUCUAUCUUAAUCGUCAAAUUUUAAUCAAAACAUAAUUUUUCAGUACUUUUAAUAUUAUAGCUACAUAUAAGGCAACAUACUCGCCCAUAAUAACCAUUAAAAACUUGUCUUUUGUUAGGGAAAUUUUAUCAUAAACAAUAUCUUGUCGGACUUCUUCCAAAAAAGGUAAACGGGUACCUUUUUUGAAAGAUGACGUCUGUUAAUGAUUUUCAUAAGUCAAAGAUUAUAAGCGAGUUAUUAAAGUAGAAAACAAACUGUUAUAAGUACUGGCACGGAUCUUGGGUGAAAGUGAAGGUCGAUUGGCGCAUCGUGCCUCCAUCGAAAUAAAUUGUUAACUAUCUA
This is a messenger RNA of Bombyx mandarina (wild silkworm), 4499 nucleotides long. RefSeq names its product tudor domain-containing protein 7 tapas (gene tapas). Lineage: Eukaryota; Metazoa; Arthropoda; Insecta; Lepidoptera; Bombycidae. The record is from RefSeq and is a predicted model, not a curated record.